Ailuropoda melanoleuca (giant panda) is the source of this 3421-nucleotide messenger RNA. RefSeq names its product calcium homeostasis modulator family member 2 (gene CALHM2). Gene Ontology annotation, cellular component: plasma membrane. Gene Ontology annotation, molecular function: monoatomic cation channel activity. NCBI's taxonomy places the organism in Eukaryota, Metazoa, Chordata, Mammalia, Carnivora, Ursidae. The record is from RefSeq and is a predicted model, not a curated record.
CCCCUGCCUGGCGCCGGAGGGAGGCUGUUUUUCCACUCUCCGCUGCACGAGUUCCAUCCUGCUUGUUUUCUCCUCUUCUCUGGAGUUUAAAACUUUGAAAACACCACCGACCCCAGGCUCUGCUGGUCUAAGGCUCCCUGCUCCAGUGCAGAAGAAAAGCACAGGGGUUGAAAACAUCACCAGCCCCAGGCCCCACUGGUCUCAGGCUCCCUGCUCCGGUGCAGAAGAAAGCACAAGGGAGCCCGCGGAGUAAACCACCACCGGCAGCACUUGGGGGGGCCCGCCCUGCAGGCCCACGCCCCGCGGAGGCUGGAGUCGCUGGUUGGCGCCGCAGCUGGCCCCAGGAAGCACCAUAAAAUGGCAAGACCCUGCCCUGCCUUCGGAUGCCCACCAGCCUGCACUCCCUCCUAGUCCCGUCAGGAACUGCUGACCCCCGUCUCCCCUGCCCCCACCCUUGCCGUGGGUCCCCUCCUCUCUGACCUGUCACCAUGGCAGCCCUGAUUGCGGAGAACUUCCGCUUCCUAUCGCUCUUCUUCAAGAGCAAGGACGUGAUGAUUUUUAACGGGCUGGUGGCCCUGGGCACAGUGGGCAGUCAGGAGCUGUUCUCCGUGGUGGCUUUCCACUGCCCUUGCUCGCCCGCCCGGAACUACCUGUACGGGCUGACAGCCAUCGGUGUGCCUGCCCUGGCACUCUUCCUCAUCGGGGUCAUCCUCAACAACCAUACCUGGAACCUAGUGGCCGAGUGCCAGUACCGGAGGACCAAGAACUGCUCAGCUGCCCCCAACUUCCUCCUCCUCAGCUCCAUCCUGGGCCGUGCGGCAGUGGCCCCCGUCACCUGGUCUGUCAUCUCCCUGCUGCGCGGCGAGGCCUAUGUCUGCGCCCUCAGCGAGUUCGUGGACCCCUCCUCCCUCACAGCUGGGGAGAAGGGCUUCCCACCAGCCCAUGCGGCAGAAAUCUUGGCCAGGUUCCCCUGCGGGGAGGGCCCUGCCGACCUGUCAGGCUUCCGGGAGGAGGUCACCCGCAGGCUCAAGUAUGAGUCCCAGCUCUUCGGGUGGCUGCUCAUCGGCGUGGUGGCCAUCCUGGUGUUCCUGACCAAGUGCCUCAAGCACUACUGCUCGCCCCUCGGCUACCGCCAGGAGGCCUACUGGGCGCAGUACCGCACCAACGAGGAGCAGCUGUUCCGGCGCACGGCGGAGGUGCACUCGCGCGUGCUGGCCGCCAGCAACGUGCGCCGCUUCUUCGGCUUCGUGGCGCUCAACAAGGACGACGAGGAGCUGGUCGCCAGGUUCCCGGUCGAAGGCACACAGCCUCGGCCGCAGUGGAACGCCAUCACCGGCGUCUAUUUGUACCGCGAGAACCAGGGCCUCCCGCUCUACAGCCGCCUGCACAAGUGGGCCCAGGGUCUGGCGGGCAAUGGGACGGUGCCAGAAACCAUGGAGAUGGCCCCGCUCGCCUCCUAGGGCUCCUGCUCCCACACUCUCCGCAAGAGGCGGUACCUGGUCUCAAACAACUCCACUGCCGGCUCACAGCAGCUUCAGGAGGGGAUGAUUUUUUUCACUUUUUGGGGAACGGGCCAGGAGCCAGGAGCACAAAGUAGCCUGGGGUGUGGAGAGAGCUAGCAGACAAUGGGGUCCACUCCGACGGGAAGGCUCUCAGACCUGAAGAAAUGCCCUCUCCCGCUGCCACCCACCACUCUAUCAACAGCUUUGGAGAAAAGACCCUUUCACAGAACCGGUCCCUCAUUACCUAUGAUGUGGACGACCUUUUACUGGUGGGACUCCAAGGCUGGGAAGCCCUGGCCAGCAGAGCCAGGUGACAGUGAAACCCACCAGCACAUGCCUGGUACAGGAUAUCGUGCAGUUAACGUAUGUGUGAUUGCGUAUGGUACCUGGCUCAGCAGCGCUCAGCCGGGAAGAUACCUCCAACGUACGCCUCUGGCUUUAUUUUAUAUACCCAAAUUUUUGAUAAAGUUUUUCUUAGUAUAAAGGACUAGCUUGGUGUCUGCAUGAUUGGAUGGGCCAUCCAGAGUAGGCUGGUGGUCACAGAGACAGGCCCAAAUCCCAUCCCCUGAGGGAGGGAGGGGGGACAGAGAGACCCUGGGCAAGAUUAAAAUCGAUGGGAGGGAGGGCAGGAGUACAGGGAAAGCCAGGUGUUGGGAAGACCCUACGGCUGAUGAUGUCUUGACAAUUAGAUUCAGGUAUCUGAUUUGAUCUGGGGAACAGGUGAAGCCUGGCCUUUCUCAGAGGGAAGACUGGCUUAAAUUUCACGACCCCGCACUCAAUAGGGCAGACUAGCUCCUAUAACCUAGUCCUAAUGCCCCAAAACCAGGGCAGCCCCAGCUAUGCCUCUCCGCUGACCCACACGUGCCUGCCCUUGCCUGAUCACCUCUGCCACCUCUAAAACCUUUGACGCUCUCCCUGUCCCUGUCCUGCUUCCCAGCACUCCUCCCAGUCACUUCCCAUGGAAAAGCUCUCCAGCUUUCCGGCCAUUGAAAGCUCUCUGCCAAAGAAAACAUUUAAUCCCCUUAAGACCAAGCCAAACAAGAACUGGCUUCAACUAGUGGGCUCUGCACUGGUGUCCAAGAAUUCUGCAACAAACGGGACUGGGCUUAUUACUUAUCAGAGGAGGUGGAGACCAUCUUUCUGGGAUCACAGGGAGGUGUGGGUAUGGUGCACCCAUCAUGUCCCCUUCCCCUCAAGUCUCAAAGAAAACCAUCAAGCCAAUCAGUGCCCUCCACCCAGCAACCUCUCCCCAGAGGAGCUACAAGGAGAAACUGUGCAGUUCUCCCCAGCUCACACAGCACAGCAGCCCACGUCCUCCCUGAGCCUCCUAGCCACCAGGCCCUGUGGCAGCACACCAACACACACAAGUUCAUUUCAUCCACAAAACAACUGUUCAACAAACCCAUUUCACAAAUGAGACACCCAGCUUGGAGAGCUUGGAUAAUCUGGGCCUGGUAGGCCUGGGAAGAAACGCCACCAGGUGGUUUAUGCCAAUACCUGCGGCUUUCCUCUCAGAUGGCUGGGUUCCCCAACUGUCCUUUCCCCCAGACAAGGGGGUCUGCCUUUGUCCUCCUGUCCCAGCCUCACGUACUCCACAAAAGAGCACAAGUACCAGCUGAGCUCAGGUUGAGGGAAUGCCCAGAGCCCCUGAGACACAGGGGAGGAGGCCUGCUCCCUGGGCCCUGCUGACUCCCUUUGGCUGGACGAAGAGCUUGCCAGGGCCAAAGUGGGAUCCUGACCACAAGAUCAUCAGGAGUCAGCCCCUCCAUUCCUGCUCCCCAGGAAACUCCCAGAGGGAAAGAGUCUUCGCUUUUCUAGGGGCCCAAGAGCCUGCUGUCUACGGCCUGCUAUCUACAGCGGCCUCAGAAAAAGAGGAAAUGGGAACCUGGGUGGCUCAGUUAAGCGUCUGACUCUUGAUU